AUGUUCACUCCACGGCAUGCGCCAUUGAAAGAAGGUCGCUCUUUUCCCGGCCUGCCAUAUGCUGGCCCUUCGAGACGGGCGCUCAGAUCACGCCAAGGCGCACUGUUACUCCUGGUCCUGAUAUGCGUCCCAUUGAUCUACUUUCUAUCAUCAAGCCCCUCGACCUCGACAUCCGACGCCCUCCUCCAGUCGCCGGCGCCGGAUAGCAUCAGACCACCGUCCAGCGAGCCAAGGGAACCAGGGCGUGACGACCCCGAAGUGGCGCUGAAACCGAAUCCCAAUGAGCACCAACAAGCCCCGUCCAUCGACCCGGUCGGCGCAGAUUUGAUCGACGUCCAUUCACCCGCUGGAGGCCGACCGCCCUUUGAAGCUCCCCCAGUGGAAGCUCCGGUCCAGAGGCCUAAGGCUCCCGCUCCGGCCGCGGGCGAGGUGGAAGAUCAGGAUCAGGAGCGCUUUUCUCCCAACGACCAUGACAGAUCCGAUCCGGCGAAAUCGCGGUACCAGCAGAGUCCUAGCUGGGGAAAACCGGCGUCUGACGAAUCGUUCUCGUUUUCCGAGCGUCGCCGAUUCGAGAGGGCUCUCACCCGCGUCAUCAACCUCUUGCCGGGGGAGAUGGAAGGCCGAGACCUGCUGCGACAAGUCGAAGGGACCGGUAAGGAGAAGCUGCGUGAAAUGGGCCUCCGAGUCCGCGAGUACAAGAAGUUCUUCGAGGCGUGGGAGGAUCUGCAUCUGACCUCGGACGAGGAAGGCGGAACGUAUGUGCGGGACGAUGUGAUUCAGUAUCUCCGUCACCAUGUCCAUCAGCCGUCCUCGGACGAGCUCUCCGAGACGGGGUUCGCCCAAACCGUUCAUUCCUACGAGGCUUACCGAUACUUCCUGGUCAAGUUUGGGCAAUUGCUUUUCCCCUGGACGGCCCCGUACUUUCCCGACCACAUGACUCUCCACUCGCACUUCAAACGAGGUGGUCGAGGCAUCGUGCUCACCGCCGGCGACGACCAAGCGCCCUUCCUUCUGACCACCAUCCCCACGUUCCGGAAGCUCGGAUGCGACCUUCCCAUCGAAGUCAUGUACCUGGGCGACUCGGAUCUCAGUGAAGACUAUCGCGCCGACCUCGAGGCGCUCGACGGCGUCAUCACGCGCGACAUCGCGCAGAUGGUGAAUGAUGAAGGCUGGAAACUGGCCGGUUGGGCCGCCAAACCCUUUGCCAUCCUCUUCUCCAGCUUCCGCGAAUGCAUCUUCAUCGACGCCGACAGCUUGUUCUUCAGGAACCCGGAGAUCUUGUUCGACGAUCCAGGCUAUCAACAGACCGGAGCUCUGUUCUUCCGCGACCGAUUGAUCAUGCCGGAAAACAAGAAACGUUGGCUGCAGCAGAUCCUGCCCAAGCCCAUCUCGCGACAAGUGAAACAAUCUCGCUUCUGGACGGGGGACAGUGGCCACAUGCAAGAAUCCGGUGUGGUCGUCGUAGACAAGUGGCGGCAUUUCAUGGCUUUGCUCCUGGUCACCCGAAUGAACGGUCCCGACAGAGACGGUAACAAAGACGAAGGCCGAGUUGGGGUCUAUGACAUGGUAUACGGCGACAAAGAGACAUUCUGGAUUGGAUGGGAGCUGGUCGGGGACAUGGACUAUUCGUUCCACCAAGGCGAUGCCGGGGCGAUGGGUGUGGUCCAAGAGGCUCCAGUCAAGGAGGAGGACAAGAAGAAGAAAGAGGAAGAGAAGAAAGGACCCAAGGAGGAAGAGAAGAAAGAAAAGCCCCCCCGGAGAAAGAAGAAGGAGCCGAAGCCCGUGGUGAUCAACGAAAAUGGCGAAGUGGUGGAAGGCGAUGCCUUUGGCGACGGCCAAGAAGGCCACGAGCAAGGCCACGAGCAACACGAAGAUGGCACAGAGGAAUUCGAAGAAUUCGAACAGCAAGAAGAGCCGCCGGAAGAGAAGAAGCCCGAGCCGAGCAGCUACACCAUGUGUGCGCCUCAACUGCUCCAUCUCGACCUGGACGGCAAGCCGCUCUGGUUCAACGGCUGGCUGCUCGACAACAAGUUCGCCGACAAGAAGCAGAAGAAGUUUGCCAAGUUCGAGCACUACCUGAUCGAGCCGCGCGACGUCCGAGAGCCGGGGGCCUGGCAGCUGGAGGAGAGUAACAUGUGCUGCUUGACCACCGAUGCGCCCCUGAAACGAGACUUCACCCUGGAAGAGAAGGCCGUGUUGGACAUGAUGAUCAAGUCGGCCCGCGACGCCGGCAUUACGGGGUGA
Capronia epimyces CBS 606.96 is the source of this 2244-nucleotide messenger RNA. RefSeq lists its product as uncharacterized. The transcript has 2 exons. Gene Ontology annotation, biological process: protein O-linked glycosylation. The record is from RefSeq and is a predicted model, not a curated record. Gene Ontology annotation, molecular function: alpha-1,3-mannosyltransferase activity. NCBI's taxonomy places the organism in Eukaryota, Fungi, Ascomycota, Eurotiomycetes, Chaetothyriales, Herpotrichiellaceae. The coding region runs from base 1 to 2244 and encodes 747 amino acids. Gene Ontology annotation, cellular component: Golgi apparatus.